Messenger RNA from Folsomia candida, 1210 nucleotides. RefSeq names its product beta-centractin-like. NCBI's taxonomy places the organism in Eukaryota, Metazoa, Arthropoda, Collembola, Entomobryomorpha, Isotomidae. The transcript is spliced from 6 exons. The coding region runs from base 235 to 879 and encodes 214 amino acids. The record is from RefSeq and is a predicted model, not a curated record.
GUCCAACAGGUUGCCACCACUUUCUUGUUGUCUUUGGCUUGGCUGAGGAAAUUCACAACAAGAUUUGCAAACUGUGCAAACCUUGUAAGCUAUUACCCAGCCCACGGAACAUUUUUACGGGGUUUCUCGUUAGUUCGCGUUAGAGUUAACAGUGAGGCGUAGGUGUCCGACGAAGAUUCCAUUCCUAAAUGUCGGUUUCCUAAUUAUGUGGGCCGGCCAAAGCACGUUCGAGUGAUGGCCGGAGCUUUGGAGGGUGACCUUUUCAUCGGUUACGAGGCGGAAGAGCACAGGGGCCUGUUGGUCAUCAAGUACCCGAUGGAAAAUAGCAUCGUCACGUAUUUGAACGAUAUGGAGAGGAUUUGGCAAUACGUGUAUAGCAAAGAUCAGCUGCAAACUUUGCUGAAGAGCACCCCGUCCUCCUCACGGAAGCGACCCUCAAUCCGCACGGGAACGGAGAAGUCGGCCGAGAUAUUUUUUGAAACGCUCCAGCUUUGUUGUCGAUGCAGGCAGUUCUUUACUUCUAAAUAUGCAACUGGGAGGACGACGGGCGUGGUGCUGGACGCGGGGGAUGGUGUGACCCAUGCAGUGCCUAUUUACGAAGGUUUCGCCCUGCCACACAGCAUCAUGAGGGUGGAUUUAGCUGGGCGAGAUGUGACGAGAUAUCUGAGAUUUCUUCUACGCAAGGAAGGAAUCAAUUUUCGGACGUCGUCAGAGUUCGAAAUUGCACGAACGAUUAAGGAGCGAGAGUGUUACUUAUCUAUUCUGACCCGGAUGCGGAUAAACGAAUUUACAAGCUGCCAGACGGUACUCAGCUCGAUAUUGGUCAAGCUCGUUUCCCGAAGCCCUGUUUCGACCGGAUUUGAUCGGAGAAGGGUGUGAAGCUAUGCAUGAAGUUUUGCUGUUUUCCAUACAAAAGUCGGACACGGAAAAUUCUCUUUCAAGAUAUCGUACUAUCCAGUGGCUCGACUUUAUUUAAAGUAAUUCUUAAUCAACAAAUAUUCAAUUUUAGUAAUUAGUACAUCUUCAAACUAAUCAAUUAGGAAAUAUUCAAGUUAGUCAAUUAUCAAAUAAUCAAUUUAUUUAAACAGUUAGAAGAUAUUCAGAUUAGUCAACAUUAACAAAUAUUCAUGUUAAAUAAUUAGUAAACAUUCAGUUAGCAAAUAUUCAAAUUAAUCAAUGAACAAAAGACAGUUCCUAUUUAUAACUUGGU